This is a messenger RNA of Triticum turgidum subsp. durum (durum wheat), 2598 nucleotides long. Lineage: Eukaryota; Viridiplantae; Streptophyta; Magnoliopsida; Poales; Poaceae. The record is from the annotation of a GenBank genome assembly.
AUGGACGAGUGGAGCCUCCACGAGGCGCCUCCGAACACCCCGGAGCGUGGCCUCCGCGCGAGCGCAGCCCGCGGCGGCGGCGACGGCCGGCCGCCGCCGCAGCCGCUCAGCAACAAGGCGCCCGUCCCGUCCGCGCAGCUCAGCCUGUACCGCGCGGCCGUCGCGCUCCGCGCCGCCCUCCUGGCGCUCUUCCUCCGGUACCGCGUCACCCACCCGGUGCCCGACGCCUACGGGCUGUGGCUCACGGCCGUCGCCUGCGAGGCCUGGCUCGCGCUCUCGUGGCUGGCCGCGCAGCUGCCCAAGCUCUCCCCGGCCACCCGCGCCACGCACCUCCACAGGCUCGACAAGGACGACUGCUCUGGCGGCGGGAGGCGGAUGGCGGGCGUGGACGUGUUCGUGAGCGCGGCGGACGCGAGCAGGGAGCCGCCCCUGGCCACGGCCAACACGGUGCUGUCCGUGCUCGCGGCCGACUACCCCGCCGGCAGGCUCGCGUGCUACGUGUCAGACGACGGCGCCGACAUGCUGCUCUUCGAGGCGCUCUUCGAGACGGCGCGGCUCGCGCGGAGGUGGGUCCCCUUCUGCCGCCGCCACGGGGUGGAGCCGCGGGCGCCCGAGCCCUACUUCGCGCGGAACGUCGACUACCUCCGGGACAAGGUCGCGCCGUCCUUCGUCAAGGAGCGCCGCGCCAUGAAGAGGGAGUACGAGGAGUUCAAGGUGAGGAUGAACUACCUCGCUGCCAAGACGAGCAAGGUGCCGGAGGAAGGAUGGCUCAUGUCCGACGGCACGCCGUGGCCCGGGAACAACUCGAGAGACCACCCCGCCAUGAUACAGGUCCUCCUGGGGCACUCCGCCGAUGAUCGCGACGCCGAGGGGGUGGAGCUCCCCCGGCUCUUCUACGUGUCGCGGGAGAAGAAGCCGGGCUUCCAGCACCACAAGAAAGCCGGCGCCAUGAACGCAUUGCUCCGGGUGUCCGCCGUGCUGACAAAUGGCGCCUACGUGCUCAACCUGGACUACGACCACUACGUCAACAACAGCGGAGCCCUGAGGGAGGCCAUGUGCUUCCUCAUGGACCCGGAGGCUGGCAACAGGACGUGCUUCGUCCAGUUCCCUCUGCGGCCCGCCGUCUCGGCGGCCGACGACGAGGGAGGUCGGUGGGGGAGCCGCGAGCGCGACUCCGUCUUCUUCGAUAUCGACAUGAAAUGCUUGGACGGCAUUCAAGGCCCGGUCUACGUCGGCUCCGGGUGCUGCUUCAACCGGAAGGCGCUGUACGGGUUCGAGCCGGCGGCGGCUGAGGCCGACGACGCCGACGACCUGGAGACCGGCCGUCGGAGGUGGUGCUGUUUCGGGGGCAGCGAGAGGCGAAAGCUGAGGCUGAGGAGGAACAGGUCCGUCGUGCCCUUGCUGGACUCUGCAGACGACGAUGAGGAAACAGUGGGCGCGAGGAGGCGGAGGCUGCUCUCGUACCACGCCGCGCUGCAGCGCCACUUCGGCCAUUCCACAUUGUUCAUCGCCUCGGCGUUCAAAGAGAAAGGGCCGGCGGCGGCGGCCAUGGCAGUUGCACCCACUCCUCUCCUCAAGGAGGCCAUCCACGUCGUCAGCUGCGCGUACGAGGAGCGGACGAGAUGGGGCAAAGAGGUCGGAUGGAUUUACGGCGCCGGCGCCGGCCUGGCGACGGGAUUCAGGAUGCACGCGCGCGGGUGGGCGUCGGCGUACUGCGUGCCGGCGCGACCCGCGUUCAGGAGCUACGCGGGGGCCAGCCCCUCGGACAUGCUCGCCGGCGCGUCGCGGAGGGCGUCGGCGGCCAUGGGGAUCCUGCUGAGCCGGCACUGCCCCGUCUGGGCCGGCGGCGGCAGCAUGAGGCCCCUGCAGCGGCUGGCCUACGUGAACUGCGUCGCCUACCCGCUCACCUCCAUCCCGCUCACCGUCUACUGCGCGCUCUCGGCCGUCUGCCUCCUCACCGGCAAGUUCAUAUUCCCCGACGACGUGGACGACUACGACGGGUUCCUGCUCGUCCUGCUGCUGUCCUCGGUGAUCGCGUCCGUGGCACUCGAGCUGAAGUGGAGCGGCGUGUCGCUGCGGGCGUGGUGGCGAGCCGAGAAGCUCUGGGUGGUGAUCGGCACAUCGGCGGGCCUCGCCGCUGUCUUCCAGGGCAUCCUCAGGGCGUGCACUGGCAUCGACGUCGGCUUCUCGACGGACACGGCGGCGGCGCCGGCGGUGUCCGGUCAGCCGUCCGAGGACGAUGACGAGGAGGAGAUGAUGCCGGACUCGAUGCGGUCGGUGCUGUGGACGAACCUGCUGGUGCCGCCGAUCAGCGUGCUGCUGGGCAACCUCGCCGGCGUGGUGGUGGCAGUGUCGUACGGGAUGGACCACGGGCACGAGUCCUGGGGCCCGCUAGGCUGGAAGCUGGUGUUCGCCGCGUGGGUGGUGGCGCAUCUGCAGGGGUUCCUCAGGGGGCUCCUCUCGCGGCGGGAACGGGCGCCGACCAUCGCCAUGCUCUGGUCGGUGCUCUUCGUCUCCAUUCUGUCGCUGAUGUGGGUGAACACGCAGACGUACUAUGGGCCGUCGGCACCAUCGGCCACGCACCAGCCCAUCUUUUGA